Messenger RNA from Ipomoea nil (Japanese morning glory), 1358 nucleotides. RefSeq lists its product as uncharacterized. The record is from RefSeq and is a predicted model, not a curated record. The transcript has 2 exons. The coding region runs from base 162 to 1130 and encodes 322 amino acids. NCBI's taxonomy places the organism in Eukaryota, Viridiplantae, Streptophyta, Magnoliopsida, Solanales, Convolvulaceae.
CUUUCCCGUUCUUCUGCGAUAUUCAUAUGGUAACUUAUUACAGUCUCAUAGUACAUCUCACUCAACAAUCAAGAUCCAAUCUUGAAGGUUACCAAAUUUUCUCGUGAAAAAAGACACCACAAACGAAAGAUUUCCCAUUUCCCCCAGAAAUCUUGUUUGCAAUGGCAAAUGGUUGGAGAAGAAACCAACCCACCAAGAUUCUCAGCCCCAAGAAUCUUCUCCUCUUCCUCUCCACCUCCCUCUUGCUCCUCGUCUUCUUCUACCUCUCCUCUCAAACCCAAAACCCAUAUCCAAAAGCCCUCAAAUCCCUAAGAAAUCCAAUCUUCCAGCGCUCUAUAAAGCCGUUUGAUUGCUAUUCUUCACCUCAAGCCCACCCUGUAAUCGCCAAUGUAGUGGAAGGUCUCAAAUACCCAUUUCUCUUUUCCCUCUCAGACUUCGGGAAUUUACCAGAGAAGCCCCACAAGAAUAUCAAUAGGACUCUCAAGGGGAAGGCCUUUAGGAAGCCUGAUAUAUCUGAGACUGUGCAGGGGUUGUUGGAGAACAUGAGGAAUGAAGGUAGUAAUGGGAUUUUUGUGGAUGUUGGGGCUAAUGUUGGAAUGGCCACAUUUGCUGCCGCUGUUAUGGGGUUUAAAGUUGUGGCAUUUGAGCCUGUUUUUGAGAAUUUGCAGAAGAUCUGUGAAGGGGUUUACUUCAAUAGAGUUGGGGAGUUGGUGGAAAUCUAUGAAGCUGCCGCUUCUGAUCAAUUAGGGAAUAUUAUACUUCACAAGUUGGUUGGGCGGCUUGAUAAUAGUGCAAUCUCUGCCACUGGUGCAAAGUUGGCAUUUAAGUCUAACGAAGAAAUUGCAGUUGAAGUAAAGACGGUUCCUCUGGACGAUGUGAUUCUAGAGUCAGAGCGGGUACUAGUGCUCAAAAUCGAUGUUCAGGGAUGGGAGUAUCAUGUUCUAAAGGGGGCCUCAAAAUUGCUGUCGAGAAACAAAAGCGAGGCCCCUUACCUAAUCUACGAGGAAGACGAGCGUUUGUUGCAAGCUAGCAAUAGCAGCACAAAAGAGAUUCGAGACUUUCUCCAAACCGUGGGAUACCAUAAUUGCACCAAACACGGGACAGAUGCCCACUGCACAAAAAGGGAUUGAUGAGCCACGAAUUUCAGAUGGAACCAAACAUUCAACCAACAUUGUUGACUUGCCUUCAAGAUGUGAUUACAAUGAUUUAGAGGAACUUGCAGGUGGUCUGUGUAUAUGGAUUUUGACUCAGAGCUGAAAGAAUAUCUUUACAACUAACACUGGAUACAUUGCUUGAGUAACAACUUCUAUAUGACCCUAAAUGGGGGCUCACAUUUUAGAAUUGCUUUGCAGCUUGAU